Messenger RNA from Dermacentor andersoni, 612 nucleotides. Its product is annotated as putative nuclease HARBI1. The record is from RefSeq and is a predicted model, not a curated record. NCBI's taxonomy places the organism in Eukaryota, Metazoa, Arthropoda, Arachnida, Ixodida, Ixodidae.
AUGGCGCAGUCAACCGUCAGCGACCCCACUCACGAGGUCGCAGAGGCCAUCAUCGUUGUUGGCACCCGAGAGAAGUGGGUGAGCUUCCUCUUGACCCCGGAUGCCAAGGCGAGGGCGAAGGCGGCAUUCGCACGGCGCGGGCGGAUCCGCAAUGUGCUUGGAAGUGUCGACGCCACACUGAUUGCCAUACAUCAGCCACAAGACCUCAAUUCAGGCUACACCGAGAGCUUCCUGACCCGCAAGAAUUAUUGUGCACUCAACACCAUGGUCAGACCACAUGUCAUCUUUUUACGAUACAGGAGACUCUGGGUAAGCCUUGGAGCCUUGGCUGCUGACGCCAGUGCCCGGACACCCAGCUGGCGAUACCCCGAGGGCCGAUUUAACAAGGCGCACGCCUCCAUGCGCAAUGUUGUGGAGAGAUGCAUCGGGGUACUGAAGAGCAGGUUCGGCUGCUUGCAGCACUACAGGACGAUGCUCUACAGUCCCGAUCGAGCAGCGGCAAUCAUUGGUGCUUGCGCUGCUCUCCACAACAUUGCCUUGGAGGCAGGAGAGCCGCUGUUUGAGGGCGACGACGAGUGCCCGGAUGUGCUGGGUACCGGGUGUGCUGCCUGA